GAGAGAGGGAGGAAGGAGGUGAGGCCGGGAAGAUGCCACUGCCGGGGGCGGGGCGCGGCCGGGGAUCCGGGAGAGGGACUGCAGCGGUGCUUAGUGGGGGUUGGGGCUGCAGUGUCACUUAUUUGAGGGUCAGGUGUGUAUGUCCGGGGCUGAGACUGCCACUUGCCUACAUCUUCCCGGUACCACCCAGGGGGCAGAGACGGAGGCGGAGGUUAGGGGACUGCAGUACCGUCCCCGAAGCGGGACGCGAACCGACAGAGUUGGGAGAAGAGCCUCCGCGCCGGGGAGCUAAGCAUGCUGCCCCCGCGUGCAGCGCCCGCGUGCACCCAACCCAGAGAGGGGGCGACAGGGCGGAGGCGGUGGCCCCCGGAAGGUGUCUGGGACCGGACCCGCUGCACGUGAGCCCAGCGCGGAGUCAUGUGCACCGGCUCAGCCCGGUUCGGCGGCCGGACGUGCUGCGUAUCAACAAAAUGAAACUCAGGGCGACAGGAGGGCAGAUAGCUCCAGGUCCUCGGAACGCCCAUCCCCGGCGGAACGACCUCCCCACCACUGCUGUCUCCCGCCGCAGCCCCUCCGCGCGGCCAGAGCCCGCGGGGCAAGUUGCAGCCCUGGCGCGCCCCCGCCCGCCCGCGCCCCCUCACCGGCCCGGGGGCGCUUUGCCGCAGUCAUUAAUAAAGAAGGUCGCCAAGCUCACCCUUCCAAAAGUUGUUGUUGCAUGCGCCCCUCUCAGCCUCCCCGCAAUGUACUCUUUAAAACACGACUGA
Messenger RNA from Neogale vison (American mink), 764 nucleotides. RefSeq lists its product as uncharacterized. NCBI's taxonomy places the organism in Eukaryota, Metazoa, Chordata, Mammalia, Carnivora, Mustelidae. The coding region runs from base 33 to 764 and encodes 243 amino acids. The transcript has 2 exons. The record is from RefSeq and is a predicted model, not a curated record.